GACGCGCGUGUCCCCGAGCGGCCGAUUUCGCUGUCGGUGCCCGGCGCGGCCUGCCGAGCUCCGCUCGCCUGGCGGCGGCUGCAGCACCCUGGAACGGGGCCCUCGCCCCUUGGCCUCUUCGCUUCGCGCCCCGUCUGGCUCGGGCUUGAUGCCUGAACUGGACCCCGCAGGAGUUCACUGAAUGGAAAAGCUACAGAAGCAGCAGCUGACCUCCCCAGGGAGCGUCAGCUCCUCCCGGGGCUCCAGUGUCCCAGGGUCGCCCUCCAGCAUCGUGGCCCGCAUGGAUGAUGAGGUCCUGGCCUACAAGGACUUGGCGGCCCUCCCCAAGGACAAGGCCAUCCUGGACAUUGAGCGCCCCGACCUGAUGAUCUACGAGCCGCACUUCACCUACUCCCUCCUGGACCACGUGGAGAGGCCCAGCAGCCGAGAGCGCUCACUCUCCCCCAAGUCUCUGUCUCCUCCUCCUUCGCCAGAAGUCGGCCGGGACUGGAUGGAGAGCAAGUCUCCCGGAAGCGCCACCCAGGCAGCCGGUCGCCGGACCAGCGGCGCCAGCCGCAGUGGGAUCCACCACUUCCACCGUCCCGAUACCAAUGCGACGGAGACGAACCUCUACAAGAAGCCCCCCAUCUACAAACAGAGGGAGUCCCUGGCGGCCCCUGCCCCACAAAGCAAGCACCUGAUCGAGGACCAGAUCAUCGAGUCCUCCAAGUUCCCAGCCGCCCAGCCGCCAGAGCCUGGCCAGCCAGCCAAGAUCGAGACGGACUACUGGCCCUGCCCGCCCUCCCUGGCCGUUGUGGAGACCGAGUGGCGGCGGCGGAAGGCAUCCCGGCGAGGUGAGCCCGAGGAGGAGGAGGAGCUCGCGGAGGACGUGAAGCGCUUGCGGGAGCUGCAGAAGGAGGAGCUGAGCAAGGUGGCUUCCAACCUCGGCAAGCUGAUCCUGAAAGAGGAGAUGGAGAAGUCGCUCCCACUCCGGAGGAAAACCCGCUCCCUCCCUGACCGAACGCCCUUUCACACCUCCCUGCACACGGGCGGCUCCAAGUCCUCCUCGCUCCCUGCCUACGGAAGAAGCACGCUCGCCCGGCUGCAGUCCACAGAGUUCAGCCCUGCUGGUAGCGAAAGGGGCAGCCCAGGCCUGCAGAAUGGCCAGAGGGGGCGCAUGGACCGAGGAAGCUCCCUUCCCAGCAUGCUGGAGCUAAAGAUUUACCCUUACGAGAUGCUGAUGGUGACGAACCGAGGGAGAGUGAAGCUGCCCCCUGGCGUGGACCGAAUGAGGCUGGAGAGGCACCUCUCGCCUGAGGAUUUCCUGCGUGUCUUUGCGAUGAUGCCUGAGGAGUUUGCCAAGCUGGCCCUGUGGAAGCGGAAUGAGCUGAAGAAGAAAGCCUUCCUCUUCUGAGCCCAUGCGGCCACGUGUGUCGAUGCUCUCGCCUCGCGGGCCUCCGGGGCACGUGCCUUCCCCCCCUCUUGCUGUGCAGCAGGCCGCAGGCCCCGGUUGGGCAGGUGGAGGCAGGAGAGCAGCAGCCCCCAGCCCGCCCAGGAAAGGGAGCCUGUGGCUCGGAGGGCGGGGGGGGCCAGGCUGCGUGCGCGUCCCGAGCCCACCGGAGGAGGCCUUUGGCGGCGGCGGCUGGGAGCGCUGCAGGGUGCCAGGCAGGAGCAUGAUCUGGGCUGAGCCCCGAGAGCGGAGAGCCUGGGGGACCAGGACGAAGACGGACGGCCCAGGGCACCUCCUGGCCGGCCCUCCUGGCUUCUGCUGGAGCAACACAUGGGGAGGCGCCCACCUGCGGGUGCCCGGGUGGUGGCGGGCGCUUCCCUGUCGCUCGCUCUUGGCCGGCUGCACUUGCGAAGUGGCCUCACGACCCCUUGGAAGCCCCACGCUUUGCCUCCAGCACAUGACGCACUCCGGCCCCGCUGCACCAGAGCGGGGCUCGCGCAGAGCUGCGCGGCGACCGGCUGAGCCAGGCGAGGGCCGGGUGCCUCCCCCAGCAAGGCCCUGCCCGCCCGUGGGCUCCUGCGCCACUGUUGCCGCCACUCCCGCCUUCCUGGGGCCCCUCCGUGUCCUGGUGGCAGCCUCCCCCCCGCCCCCCCCGGGUCCACCAGGUGGCUGCGCGGCAGUGUCCUGUGGCUCAUGCCGUCUGCAGCCCCCUUCCCUUUCCAUGCCACGGCCCCAGCCCCACCACACAGCUGCCCCCUCUCCUUCAGGCCUGCUCCGUGGGGCAAGCCCCCCGAGAGCGUCCCGCCCAGUGGGCUGCUGUCCCCCCUCGGAACAGAGCCGGCUUCGUCAGGCCGUGGCCCCAGCAAGCCCGUGUCUGCUCCUCUGCACGCAGCUCCUGGACAGCGCCCUCCCGCCUGCGCUGCCGAGCGGGGGCCAGAGGAGGCCCUCUCCCCGCUGGGCCUCCAGCCGAAUCCCCCUGCCCCUGCUGGGGCUGGGCCCAGACCCAGGCAGUGCCCCCCGCCCCGGCUCAGCAGCCAGGCCCUAGUCCAGCUAGGCUCUCUUCCGCAGAACGCCGCUCCAGCUUGCCGCCUCCUCCGCAGGCCACCCUCCCCUGCCGGUGGACAGGAUCGAGCCGGCCGGGCGCUGUGGUGCCCCCUCCUGGCCUUGCACAGGAAGAGGGCUGCUGGCCUGGGGCCGGAUGCAUGCAGGUCGGCUCCAGCUGCUGCCCGUGCGGAGGCUUGGCCUUGGCUCCCCAAGGGCGCCCGUCUUCCUGUCCCAGUUGCGACAACACCUGCCGGGCGAGGCCUGCUGCACUGCCACCGGCCCCGCACAACUGCCAAGUCAGCUGGGAGUGGGCCAGACGCCAAGGGGGACUCGGGGCCACAGGCUCCCUUCUGCCCCUCCCCGGUGCCAGUGAGGGGCAGCAGGGCGGCAAGAGGCGGUCAGCAGCGCCACUGGAGGUGGCCGGCAUGCCAGCCAGCCAGCGAAGGGGCCUUCCUCCUUCCUCCAGAAGCUCAGCCAGCUGCUGGCCCCCUUCUCUGCGACUGGCAGCCAGGAGCAGGAACGGGGGGUCGCCACUUCUGUUCCAGGCAUCUUGGACGAGGGGCAGGAGGAAAGUUGGCCGCCUACUGGCAGCCUGUGGAGAAGGAAGCCCCCAAGGAGGGAAGGGCAGCCCGAAGUGCCAGCUCAGGCCAUCCCCUGAAAGCGUCCCCCCUUCCAGCACCGCCAGCGCCCCCCCCCCCAGGGAGGGGCUUCCCAGCUGUGCCUCCUGGGACCCCACUCCCAGAAGGGUCCCGCUGUUCAGGAGCUAAGUUGGGAGGGGGGGUCUGAGGUCACACGCAGCCCCUUUCCUGGGUGCAGGUGCUCAGGGCUGCCGCAUGCAUCCGCGAGGUCCAGGGGGUGCAUGGCGAGGCAGCAGGACACGGGCCAGGGACGGGGCCCGUCCUGCACCAGGCGGCAAGUGGCCUGGGCUGCCCACAGCCAUGCCACGGUGCCCAGCCUCGGCGGCUCUGGGAAACGGCCCUCGCUGCUCUCCGCAGGAGCCGGAAGCCCCCUCCCUGCACCACACCUGCCACGCCGUUCUCCCCUCAGCCUCUCCACUGUGUGCAAAUGUAAAGGAUGUAAUUUAUUGGAAGUCACUUGCCUAUUUCUGCUUUUCACCACUAAUGUGAACAAAUCUAUAAAUAUAUAAAUAUGGACUCCUUCCUGUGACAGUGACCCACCGUGCCACUGCCCCCUUUGCUGAUGUCAGGAGUCUUCUCCCCUUUUAAUUAAACGUGAAGUGGCUUUAUCGAAA
Molecule: messenger RNA, 3725 nt
Organism: Varanus komodoensis (Komodo dragon)
Lineage: Eukaryota; Metazoa; Chordata; Lepidosauria; Squamata; Varanidae
Gene: DMTN
Product: dematin actin binding protein
Exons: 16
Coding region: 182-1393 (403 amino acids)
Biological process (GO): actin filament bundle assembly; cytoskeleton organization; lamellipodium assembly
Cellular component (GO): plasma membrane; actin cytoskeleton
Molecular function (GO): actin filament binding
Source: RefSeq, a predicted model, not a curated record